Molecule: messenger RNA, 668 nt
Organism: Prorocentrum cordatum
Lineage: Eukaryota; Dinophyceae; Prorocentrales; Prorocentraceae
Source: the annotation of a GenBank genome assembly
AUGCUCCCGAUGCCGACGCUCCCGCGCGCCCUGAUGCUCGUCCUGCUCUCGCCCAUGGCCGGGGCCGUGAACGGCACCGUCGAGCACAGGCACCACCGCACGUGGUCCCUGGCGGGGAAGUGGAAGCCGCACAGGGAGCACACCUCCGUGUCGACCAUGCUGAAGAAGCGGGAGGGGUGCCCCCUGUGGUGCAAGAUGAGCCGGGGAGGCUGGGAGCGCAAGUGCAAGUACGAGAAAUGCGGGGGCUCUUGCUGGGAUUGCAAGUGGAGUGACACCUUCAAGGCCUACAACUUCGAGCUGACCUGGUACCGCGAGCAUGCGCGCCUCCAGGGGGAGUCGCUGAUCGUGCCCGAGGAUGUCAAGCCUGGAGGCGUCACCACGGCCGUCGGCUUCUGACGUAGCCCGCUGCCGCAGGCCCGGCGCAGUCCGCUGCACGAUGACCGUGCCGCGCAUGCGUGCUCACGAGGCUGAGUGGGAUUCCGAUGAUGCUAACAACGCUGGGGACGAUUUGUUCGUUACCAAGAUCAGCGUUUUUUUGUUCCGCUGCGGGGCCCGUGUUCUUUCUAUUCUGGGAUUCUCGUUCGCGUGGCGGUUUGGUUCGGUUCUGUGUUGCACUGCCCUUUGUUCCUGUUUGGGGCUGCCGCUUCUGUUCUCUUUCAUUAAGCCGG